Cladocopium goreaui is the source of this 948-nucleotide messenger RNA. Lineage: Eukaryota; Dinophyceae; Suessiales; Symbiodiniaceae. The record is from the annotation of a GenBank genome assembly.
AUGGAUCCAGCCACGGCAAAGACGGCUGUGGCGCGGUCCAUGCAGGCAGCUGAAGCAAAAACGAAGGAGGAGGCGCAGAACAUCUUAAAGACAGUCUACGCAGCCGCCGCCAAGGCAGCUGAAGCAAAAACGAAGGAGGAGGCGCAGAACAUCUUAAAGACAGUCUACGCAGCCGCCGCCAAGGCAGCUGAAGCCAAAGCUGAAGUCGCAGCACCAGUGGCUGAAGCACCAGAGGAACCAAAGGAUGAGGAGGACGCGACUGGAGCGGAACUUGCAGCACCAACAGCUGAAGAGGAAAGCAUUCAAAAGCAAGAGAUGGCAGUCUGCGUCCGCCGACGAACGGGGGCAUCAGGAGAGAUCACCCGCGCGGUUCGCGCUGAGGAUGGGUCAGUGCUCAGGGGCAUCUUGAAGACCCCCCCGGCCAAGGAUCUUGAUUGACGGCCAUGAGAGUGGCAGUGGGCACACCGCAGUUCCCCGGGCGCCGAAAAUUCGAAAGAGAGAAGAGGGAAAGGUACACUUGAAGUCUGCUCUACAGAAAAUCUUGGCGAGCUCCAGCCAUCUGCAGGCUCACGCAAGCGGAGCUCUCAAGUUCAUGUUACCCAACCAUCUCCAUCGCGGUCCCUGUUGCGGUAUGGUUCGGUGGGGCGGAGGUGAUCUGCUUCAACGCUGAUGUGGUGGAACCUGAAGCUCUUGCAGCUCCUGCAGCUCCUGCCGCUGCAGCUGCUGAGGAGGCAUGGUUCCUGCGCCAAAUGCAGCAGUAUGAGGCUGCCAAGGAAUCCGCCGCUGCGACGGGAUCGGAGGCUAACAAGUCGUCUAGCGAAGAUCACGAGGCGCAGAUGAUGCAUCGAAGUCCACUGAGCUGCAUGCAGCUCUAGGCUGCACGUUGCCGCACGGAGUGCCGGUUACGUGCAUCGUUUCAAACAAAACCACAUGCGUUGGGUGACCUCU